Molecule: messenger RNA, 5345 nt
Organism: Doryrhamphus excisus (bluestripe pipefish)
Lineage: Eukaryota; Metazoa; Chordata; Actinopteri; Syngnathiformes; Syngnathidae
Product: ral guanine nucleotide dissociation stimulator-like
Biological process (GO): Ras protein signal transduction
Cellular component (GO): plasma membrane
Molecular function (GO): guanyl-nucleotide exchange factor activity
Source: RefSeq, a predicted model, not a curated record
GACGUCACAGGUUGAAGACACGCCAGAUCCCUUCAUCGGUAACUGAAGUGUUACAUAUUUUAGUUUUUCACUCUUGCCAUUAGAAAGCCGCUAAUUGUCAUUAGAAACCAACUGUGGCGAGUUCACGGGGCCGCCCGGCUCGUGCUACGUGUGAUGCGUUCAUGAGCGUCGUAAACGGGAGCGGCUGUCAUUCUUCUUCGGUCCCUUCGGCAGAGACUCAGCAUCCAUUAAGAGCAUCCGCGGUCGCGGUCACAUCGCCGCAUCCGAGCCAGAGCGACCGCUCGUCAGCGGGAUGCCGGGCAGCGAGGCGGUGUUUCGGUGUGGAGACCCGACGCUGGAGCCCACCUUCCCCCUGCCUGCUUGCUUUCGGAGGGCGGCGGAGCGCCGGAGGAUGACGACGGGAGGAGACAAAUAAACACUCGAUCAUCGCUGGCUUUAGCGGGCUAACGCUAGCUAGCUAGUUAGCUUAGUGGCUGUUUUUCUUACCUAGGAACCCCCCCUCCCUCCCUGCCUCGCCAAUAAACCCCCCCACGCCAUUCCCCGCCGAUGUGGAGACAUGCUGGAGGCGAGGAGGACAUUUGUGUCAAGGAGAAAGCAUCUUUGCUGUCGACGAGCCUGACGGCUGCGGCGCUAAGCUAGCUGUUUUUCGUCAUUUUGCUUCCCCCCCCCCCCCACCACCACCACCGCCACUGAUGAGGAUGCUAGCAGAGGAGAGCGACUGAAGGAGCACCUGAACACAUCCAUCAAGGUCAUGACACUGAGAGAAUGAUCAUGCUGGAAAAACAGAGCUCAACGCAGGAGAUUGGCGAGGAGGUGGAGGACGACGCCAUCUUCACCAUCACGCUGAGGAAGGUGCAGCUCCACCACUCGUCCAGCAAGGGGCAGCGAUGGCUGGGCGUGGAGACGGACUCGGCCCUGAGUCUCUACGAGACCUGCAAGGUCCGCACCAUCAAGGCGGGCACGCUGGAGAGGCUGGUGGAGUACAUGGUGACGGCCUUCCGGGGCAAGGACUCCACCUACGUCACCAUCUUCCUCUGCACCUACCGCUCCUUCGCCACCACCAAGCAGGUGCUGGACCUCCUGCUCAACAGGUACGCGAGGCUCCAGAACGUUCCAGUGGCGGCGGCCCAUCGCGUCUCCCAGGACGAGCGCACCGAGUUGAGAAACACGGUGUCGUCCAUCCUGGGCGCCUGGCUGGACCAGUACUCCGAGGACUUCUGGAGUCCUCCAAACUACGACUGCCUGCACCAGCUCCUGUCCUACCUUCACCUCCACUUCCCCGGCUCCGACCUGGAGCGUCGCGCCCGCAACCUGCUGGCUCACUUCCACCGCCGGCAGCAGUGCGAGCCUGACCCUGACGGGGACCACAUGGGCUGUCCUUUCGCCACGCAGGAAGAGAGCGGCUUUGAGGACGAGCUCCCCGCCUUCAGCUUCCUGUCCUUUGACCCCAUCAUGGUGGCCGAGCAGUUCACGCUCAUGGAUGCGGACCUGUUCAAGAAGGUGGUCCCGUACCACUGCUUGGGGGGCAUCUGGUCCCAGCGGGACAAGAAGGGCAAGGAGCACCUGGCGCCCACCAUCAGGGCCACGGUGGCCCAGUUCAACUCCGUCACCAACUGCGUCAUCACCACCUGCCUCGGCAACCCCACGCUGAAGGCCAACCAGAGAGCUCGCCUGCUGGAGAGGUGGAUCGACGUGGCCCGGGAGUGUCGGAUCCUGAAGAACUUCUCGUCCUUACGAGCCAUCCUCUCCGCCCUGCAGUGCAACGCCGUCCACCGCCUGAAGAGGACCUGGGAGGAAGUCUCUCGGGAGAGCUUCCGCACCUUCAGAGAGCUUUCUGAGAUCUUCUCCGACGACAACAACUACUCGCUCAGCCGAGAGCUGCUAGUCAAGGAGGGCACUUCCAAGUUUGCCACCCUGGAGAUCAACCCCAAACGGGCUCAGAGGAGACACCAGCAGCAGAGAGACCUGGGAGUGAUGCAGGGGACCAUUCCCUACCUGGGGACCUUCCUGACGGACCUGGUGAUGAUGGACACGGCCAUGAAGGACUACACGGAGGGUGGUCUGAUCAACUUCGAGAAGAGAAGAAAGGAGUUCGAGGUGAUCGCCCAGAUCAAACUGCUGCAGCUGGCCUCCAACAACUACAGCUUCACGCAGGACGGACACUUCCGAGAGUGGUUCGCCGGCGUGGAGAAGCUGAGCGAGGCCGAGAGCUACCAACUGUCCUGUGACAUCGAGCCGCUGUCCGAGUCGGCCAGCAACACGCUGCGGGCCAAGAAGAACGGAGGAAUCAUGAAGCGCUGGAGCGAUCGUCAGCUGGCGGAAGGCGGUUCCGGCGCGGUGGGCUCUCAUUCCAAGUCCUUCGACCACGCCCACUUCAGGCCCUACCAAGGAGGCGGCGGGGACAGCGGCGACGCCCUCAGCGUCACCUCGGUCAGCUCCAGCGGGUCGGACCUGGAGGACGUCAACGCCAGCUUCCUGUCCGACUCCCCGGAGGGACACGAGAGGAAGACGUCCACGCCUUCCGUCAAACUUUCCGUUUCUGCGCUGGGAAGAGACGCUCCGUCUGCGGACACCGCCUCCACGUUCUGGGAGUGCACGUCCCUGUCCUCGCUGGACACGUCCGGGAUGGGCUCCAGCUCGGGCUCGGCCUCGGGUUCCAGCACGGCGUCGUCGUCCUCGGUGUCCUCGUCCACGCCGCUGUCGGCCUCCUCGCGCUCGCACAAGCGCUCGGCGUCGGCCGUGUCCAACUACUCCACGCUGUCGCUGCCGCUCUACAACCAGCAGGUGGACGACUGCUGCAUCAUCCGGGUCAGCCUGGACGUGGAGAACGGGAACAUGUACAAGAGCAUCCUGGUGACCAGCCAAGACAAGACGCCGGUCGUCAUCAGGAAGGCCAUGAUCAAACACAACCUGGAGCGGGAGAAGACGGAGGACUACGAGCUGGUCCAGAAGAUCUCUGAGGACAAAGAGCUCCGAAUCCCGGACAACGCCAACGUCUUCUACGCCAUGAACUCCAGCGCCAACUACGACUUCGUUCUGAAGAAGCGGGGGCCGGCGCGGGCGGCGCGCGCCAAGACGGUGGCCAGCUCCACGCUGCCUCGCAUGAAGCAGAAGGGACUGAAGAUCGCCAAGGGCAUCUUCUGAAGAGCGCCUUAAGGAGCACCUCAAGCACUCGGCGACCUUUGCUGCGUCGACAGGAAGUCUUGGCGGCUUUGUUUACAUGGCGGACAUUUUCCAAGCCACGCACUUUUUACGUGCUCGCCCCCCCGCCCCCCAAACCCCUUCCCGGCGUGGAGUGUACAGAAACCGUUCCUCGGGAGUUUGAAUGUGUCGCCGCGAUGUCCAAUGUUGGGCGGAGUCGCAUGGAGCGAGGGUGGGCGGAGCCCCGGCGACGGCGUUUCCCUCUCAAGACUUUGUACAGAUUGGCCUCUCCUCCGCUCUGACCACGGUGCUGCUAAUUCCCUCUCCAGGGGGCCAAUCGGCCGCUUCCGUGCGCCCGCCGCCAUCUUGGAAAACCUCCCGUACCUCAACCCCCGCCCCACACACACACACACAUUAAUCACUACAGUUCUUACUUACCACUCCCCUUUAUCUCAUCUUUAUGGGAUUCAAAUAUGAGCUGAUGGAAUGUUGACAUGAUGGCCUAAAAGGCAUUAUUAUUAUUAUUUAUAUUAUUAUUAUUUAGAUUAUUUAUUAUUUUUGUUAUUAUGAUUAUUAUUUUGAGGUAAAAAGUACACAAUUUGAAAGUUGAUAUUAUGAGACAAAAGUCAAAAUUGCGAGAUCAAAUUUAAAAAAAAGUAUUCGAUUAUUAGAUACAUUUUGUCAUUCAGAAUUGAGAUUUAUCAUUAAAUUAUGAGAUACAAAAUUUAAAUUAUGAGAUAAAAAAUAAUUAUGAGAUAAAAAUAAUUAUGAGAUAAAAAAUAUGAGAUAAAAAAAAUUAAAUAUGAGAUUGAAAAUUAAAAUUGAGAUUAAAAAUUUAAUAUGAGAAAAAAAAUUAUGAGAUUAAAAAAUUUAAAUUGCGAGAUUAAAAAUUGAAAUUGAGAUUAAAAAAUAAAAAAUUAUAUAAAAAAUUAAAAUGAGAUUAAAAUUUUAAAAUUAUGAAAAAAUUAAAAUUAUGAGAUUAAAAAAAUAAAAUUAUGAGAUUAAAAAAUCAAAAUUGAGUUUAAAUAGAAGUUAUUACAAAAAUUAAAAAUGACGAGACGGUAAUCCAAAUUCUGAAAUAAAAAAUACUAAUUUAAUAAGAAGUUAUGAGAUGCAGCAAGGUUCUGAGGAAGUUCUUCCAACAUGGCGGCCGAAGCCUCCCAAAAGAAGGCGUGUCUUGUCCUCUGGGGCGGAGGUGAAACAUUGCUAAGUGGGCUGAUGCAUUAUGGGAAAUGUAGGAAAAGCACCAGCUUGGAUUGUUAUGUUGUCUUCACUGCCACAAGACGUUGGCCUGAUGCCACUGCCGCCAUCUUUUGCCUUUUUUUUUUUUUUUUUUUUUUGCUUGGGUUCUUUAGUCGCGCAUGCCGCAUGGUCGCCAUGGUCGAAUGAACCGCGGUCCGAGGCGGCAAGUCCACGCGGUGACGAGCAGAUCACGUGACCCCGCCUCCACCCUCUGCCCCACGUCCAGCACUGUGAACACUCGACGCUUCGCCCGUGUGGUCGGGACGGGCACGGCGAGUAGCGGAGGUGCCAAAUUACAGUUUGGAUUUUUUAUUUUUAUUUUUUUUUACAUUUGUCCGGGGAAAAAAAACUGAUGAAAAGACUUGGGGAUUAAGUGUGAUGUUGAAAAGUUGUGGAUUUUUUUUUUUUAGCCGGCGUUUCCAUGGUGAUGAGGCCCCUGUGGUGCUCUGAUGUGUGUUUUGUUGCCCUCCGCCAUGCUCGGGUGCCAUUUUUCCAUCGGAACUAACAAAAAGAUAGACAACCUUUUUCUAACUUGCAGUCUCUUCUUUUAGUACUACCCCCCCCCCCCCCCCGCCCCCCCAAGAACACAAGAAUGAACACACACGUCCCAGGUGAUGUUUGAUUUUAUUUAUUGAUUUGUAUAUAUGAGCUUUUCAUUUGCAUUGUACAUUCCCUCCUCUCUUGGUUAUAGAUUAAUAUAUUAAUGUAUAUAUGAAUAAACAUAAAAGUUUAUAAAAGAAUAAAACGCUCGUUUGUCUCUCUGUUGCCUAUUUUUGCAGAUCUUAUUAUGAAAUUACAUAAAGUGCUAGGUUUUUGGCUUAAGUUGACAAUAAAUAAAUGAGUUAGUUAGCUUGCUAGCUCGCGACUGUCUCGAAUUGUAGUGUAAACAAGAGUGUAAAGUUGGCUAUGGGGUGUUCUCUCAUAUCUGCGGGGCUCUAACAAUGUUUAACGCCAUUUUUAGA